Gadus chalcogrammus (walleye pollock) is the source of this 3899-nucleotide messenger RNA. It is a transcript of the gene kif4, whose product is annotated as kinesin family member 4. Gene Ontology annotation, biological process: mitotic spindle organization; microtubule-based movement. The coding region runs from base 234 to 3890 and encodes 1218 amino acids. The transcript has 31 exons. Gene Ontology annotation, molecular function: microtubule binding; ATP binding; microtubule motor activity. The record is from RefSeq and is a predicted model, not a curated record. Lineage: Eukaryota; Metazoa; Chordata; Actinopteri; Gadiformes; Gadidae.
UUAAAACUGGCGGGCGAUAUAGACGCGACGACUUCCCGACCAGAACCAGAGAGGACCGAGGCACAAAGCUCUGGCACAAGGCACAAAGCGUCGGCACUGGGCACAACAUUGUUACCUUUUCAAAAGUUCAACGUUGCAUUAAGUGUCUCAUCGUGAAGUGGAUUAAUUCGGGAAACAGACUGUUUCUGGAGGCGGAUCGUAUGUUCGAGGCUUAGGGACGUCUUUGGAGCGUCAUGACCAACAAUGAGGCCAAGGUGAUCCCGGUGCGGGUGGCCCUGCGGUGCCGCCCGCUGGUCCCCAAGGAGCUCAACGAGGGAUGCGAGUGCUGCCUCACUUUCAGCCCUGGGGAGCCGCAGGUUAUCGUGGGCACGGAGAAGGCGUUCACAUAUGACUAUGUGUUCGACCCCAUGGCCGAGCAAGAGGAGGUGUUCACUGUGGCGGUGUCCCCGCUGCUGUCCGGGCUCUUUAAGGGUUAUCACGCCACGGUGCUGGCGUACGGGCAGACGGGCUCUGGGAAGACCUUCUCCAUGGGGGGCACGUACACCUCGGCCCAGGAGGACCAGCCCUGUGUGGGGGUCAUUCCCCGGGUCAUCCAGCGCAUCUUCCAGGAGAAGGACAAGGGCAGCUGCGACUUCACCCUCACAGUGUCCUACCUGGAGAUCUACAAUGAGGAUAUUCUGGACCUGCUGUGCCCAUCCAAAGAUAAGCCCGCCAUCAGCAUCCGCGAGGACCCCAAAGAAGGCAUCAAGAUCGUGGGUCUGACGGAGAGGGUGGUGAGGUCGGCCCAGGAGAUGGUGGCCUGCCUGGAGCUGGGGAACUCCUCCCGCACCGUGGGCUCCACCGCCAUGAACGCAGAGUCGUCCCGCUCCCACGCCAUCUUCACCAUCACCCUGGAGCAGCGGCGCAGCAAAGACAAAUCGGACUCCAUGGUCUCCAAGCUCCACCUGGUGGACCUGGCCGGUUCUGAGAGGCAGAAGAAGACCAAGGCGGAGGGCGACCGUCUGAAGGAAGGCAUCAGCAUCAACCGCGGGCUGCUGGCCCUGGGGAACGUCAUCAGCGCCCUGGGGGAGGAGAGUAAGAAGGGCACCCACGUCCCCUACAGAGACUCCAAGGUCACCCGCCUGCUGCAAGACUCGCUGGGCGGGAACAGCCACACGCUGAUGAUCGCGUGCGUCAGUCCGGCCGACUCCAACAUCGAGGAGACCAUCAACACGCUGCGCUACGCCGACCGCGCCCGCAAGAUCAAGAACAAGCCCAUCGUGAACAUGGACCCGCGGACCGCCGAGACCCAGCGCCUCAAGCAGCAGGUCCAGGAGCUGCAGGUGAUGCUGCUGCACGCCCGUGGCGGUGUGGCCCCAGUGCUUUCUGGGACCGAGUCGUCGGAGAACGUGAACAACCUGGUGGAGAAGAACCGCAGCCUGCAGGACCAGAACAGCCGGCUCUGCAGGGAGCUGAGCGAGACCACCGGCCAGGCAGCGCUCAUGUUCGAGAAGAUCAUCAUGGCAGAGCAGGCCAACGAGAAGCUCCAGGGCAAAGUGGAACAACUGAAGGAGCACGAGGCGUGUAAGCUGGACCUGCAGAACGUCCUGGUCACCCUGGAGGAUCAGGAGCUGAAGGGGAAAGUGGAGCUGAUGAAGAGCCUGCAGGAUGUCAUCCUGGAGCUCCAGAACGAGAGCGCCGACAUCGCAGCCUCCAUCGACGCCAUGGUAACGGGAGAAGAUGGACCAGAAGGAGCUGGUGAUGCGACGGGCGUCUCUCCGUCGGAGGACGUCACGGGGGGGUUCACAGCGCACCACGCCCUGCGUCAGGCCGAGAUGUCCAAGGAGCUGAUGGAGCUGAACAAGGUGCUGGCCCUGAAGGAGGCCUUCGUCAAGAAGAUGUGUCAGAACGACAGCCAGCUGGAGCCAAUGCAGAGCGAGCACCAGCACAACAUGCACAGCCUGCAGACGUCGGUGGACUCGCUGCUGAAGGAGAAGGAGGACCUGGUCCUGGCUCUGCAGUCGGCCAAGAAGGACACCCAGCACGCCAAGCUGAGCGAGCAGCGCAGGAAGAGACUGCAGGAGCUGGAGGGCCAGCUGGUGGAGAUGAAGAAGAAGAUGACGGAGCAGUCCAAGCUGCUGAAGCUCAAGGAGUCCUCCGUCCGCGGCGUCUCCAAACUCAUGAGCGAGAUACAGUCCAUGAAGUCCCAGCGGGUGCAGCUCAUGCGGCAGCUGAAGGAGGACACAGAGAAGUUCCGCGUCUGGAAGAGCCAGAAGGACAAGGAGGUGCUGCAGCUCAAGGAGAAGGACCGUAAGCGGCAGUAUGAGAUCAUGAAGCUGGAGAGAGACUUCCAGAAGCAGGCCAACGUCCUGCGGCGCAAAACGGAGGAGGCGGCGGCGGCCAACAAGCGGCUGAAGGACGCGCUGCAGAAGAGGAGCGAGGUGUCGGACAAGAGGAGGGACGGGCACGGCCGCGGCAUGGAGACGGCCGCCAGCCGGGUGAAGUCAUGGCUGCUGAACGAGGUGGAGCUGCUGGUGAGCACGGAGGAGGCCCGGCGCCACCUGAAGGACCUGCUGGAGGACCGGAAGAUCCUGGCCCACGACAUCAGCCAGCUCAAAGGGCAGCUGGAGGCGGGGGGGCGGUCUGCCGCCAAGAUCAGGCGCCGGACGUUGAUCAUCUCGGAGCUGGAGAGCAAGGUGGGCCAGGAGACGCCCAUCAGCAAGCAGGUGGAGAACCUGGAGACUGAGAUGGGCCUCAGGAGCGCCCAGAUCGCUGACCUCCAGCAGAAGGUUCUGGCGGCGGACAACGACGGCCGGGCGAAGCACCGCUGGGACAACAUCAACACGGUGGUGGAGGCCAAGUGCUCCCUGAAGAUCCUCAUGGCCGAGCUGGUGGCGGCUAAGUCGGCGGCGGCGCGUCUGGAGAGCUCUCUGAAGCAGGAGCAGGGGAACCUGCAGGACCUGAGCCGGACGCUGGCGGAGGAGCGCGGGGUCAUGUCCACCAUGGACGUGGAGCACCAGCAGCAGAGGGUGGAGCUGGAGCAGAACCACCAGGAGAAGGUCCAGUACCUGCUGAACAAGCUCCAGAGCCGAGCGGGCCUGCAGCAGCCCGCCGGAGAGCCGUCGCAGAAGGAGCGGGAGCUGGUCCAGAGACAGAGCCAGCUGGAGGAGGAGCUGGAGAAGAUGAGCGGACUGAACCAGCAGCUGCUGAAGGAGAAGGAGCAGUACAAACAGCAGCUGUCCCUGCCCCCGCCCACCGCCAGCGAGCAGACCAGCCAGGACGACUCCUUCGAGUACGUCCCCCCCAAGCCCAAGGCCCGGCGCCCCACCACCGCCAAGGCGCCCCUCAGCCUGGCCAUCAACAUGGAGGACAUCGUGUCUGCCUCCGACAGCGAGGACGAGAUGGAGGACGAGGCCUGGCAGCCCGAGAAGCAGGAGCGCCGCCGCGCCUCCAGGAGGCCCAAGACCACGGGGUGUGCCUGUAAGGGUCGCUGUAAUAACAAGCAGUGUCGCUGCCGUAAAGGGAAGAUGACGUGUGGAGAGAACUGCCAGUGUGACCACGCCCGCUGUCGCAACCUGGAGCCCCCCGGUGCUGAGGACUCCCCCAGCCUGAAGGCGGGGGCCCCAGACGGCCUCUUGCUGCCCCAGGACCCCACUGCCAUCAGCCCGGGCAACUUCUUCAUACCCCCUUCCUGCCCGCCCGCCAAGAAGGCCCCCCAGGAGAGCGGAGAGCUGGGCCACACCCCGGAGCAGACGACCUGGGACAGGAAGCCGCUCCUCAGCCCGGAGGAAGAGGAGGGCGAAGGUGAGGGAGACGAGGGCAACGUCAACAGCAUCCUUAAGAAGAAGAAGAGGCUCCUGAGCAGCCUGCAGAGCAGCUUCUUCUCCGGCUGCACGCCCAUCAAGGAGUGAACCGACCCC